AUGUACCGUCGGCUAACGAGUCGUAAAUUUUCCUCAACCAGGUAUCACCCACCAACGGGGCACCGCCUAAAUGGGACAUGCUCUAAUCUCCCGACCGGUCUCCCGGCAUGCGGGGUGGAGCGGGAUGGGGCGGGAAGAGGUGGGAUGAGGAGGGAUGAGGCGGGUUGUGGCAGGGGGUUAGGACGGGUGAGGAGGGAUGAGAGGGAUGAGGCGCGUAAAGCGGGGCGGGGUUUGCGGUGCGCACCGCACAGGGCCAUAGCUUGGCGGGAAGUGGGCGGUGGGCGGGAGGAGCGGCACGCGGCGGUGAAGCCGUCGAGGGAGGCGUUGGCGCAAGUCGGGGGCGCGCGGUCGUGCGCUGGAGCAGCUUUCCGCGCGGGGUGGGCGCGGGGGCAGAGGCGGCCGGUUACGACUGGAUACUGGGAGAGGGAACCGACAAACCGACGUGUAGUUCUGCCUCGAAUCUCUCGUUCUGGGGAAGAGGAACUCCGGCACGGAUAUACACCGGCAAAGCGGAGAAAGACAGCGCUUCCUAGACUCUUCGAGAGUUCAAAGAGAAAACAGCUGGGAAACUUUGAACUGAGCCAAGGCGGAAGGCGUCGAGACGUCACGCGAGCCAACUGGUCUCCCUUCGCAGCCACGGGACUUGACCUUACGCGUCACGGCCUUCAACUCUCCAUCAAAACCGGGGACAAAGCUGGAGGCUGCAGAGAAGCCACAGCGGUGUCGUGUCGCCCGCGACAGGUUGAUGGACAACAGACGUGGGACCGGGCCCUAGGUGAAAAUGCUGAAGAACGGGAGACCGCGUGGGCGGGAAGGCAUUUCGUUCGGACGAGGGAACGGGAAGACGAGGGGACGGGAAGACGAGGGGACGGGAAGACGAGGGGACGGGAAGACGAGGGGACGGGAAGGCCGGGGGCGGGAAGCUUGAGGACGAGGAGGCGAGAUCACGGGAAGGCGGGAGGACGGGAAGGCGCGAGUUUCGGAUGGCGGGAGGUCGGGAUGACGAGAGGACGGCAAGGCGAGAGGACGGCGAGGCGAGAGGACGGCGAGGCGAGAGGACGGCGAGGCGAGAGGACGGCGAGGCGAGAGGACGGCGAGGCGAGAGGACGGCAGAAUCAGCAAAGCGAGAGAACGAAAGGUAAAAUAAUGGCGAGGCAAGAGAACGAAAGCGAGAGGAUGGGAAGAAAAGAGAGAGGCAGGACUAGUGAAUGGAAGGAUGAGGUGAGAACAUUGAGCAGGCUGGCGGCGGGACCGCGGCGAACAUCAAGAUCGGCGUUAUCGACGGGCGCGCCGCCCCCCCGCUCGCUGGACCACGCGUCUUGCGCGCCACGCGGGCCUCCGCUCCCCGCCCGCCCCUCCCCCCUCCGCCCGAACCUCUUUCGGAUGCGGGCGCCUGCACGGCCGGCGCGGCGCUGGUGA
Gryllus bimaculatus (two-spotted cricket) is the source of this 1419-nucleotide messenger RNA. The record is from the annotation of a GenBank genome assembly. Lineage: Eukaryota; Metazoa; Arthropoda; Insecta; Orthoptera; Gryllidae.